Doryrhamphus excisus (bluestripe pipefish) is the source of this 2378-nucleotide messenger RNA. NCBI's taxonomy places the organism in Eukaryota, Metazoa, Chordata, Actinopteri, Syngnathiformes, Syngnathidae. The record is from RefSeq and is a predicted model, not a curated record.
GUUUUAUUUUAGUUAGUAAAGUGAAUUUUAACCUUUUGGUUGAUGAAGAAUUGGAGGAUUCGAACGGAGGGCCACCUGCAAGUUCUAUCCGAACAGUUCCGGGUUGUGCAGAGUCAACGACCGUAGCAGGUGCUGGAAGUCUUCCACAGUCCACGGUUGUCCACCAGAGACACCCGCCGCUGCACUGCUGCUACCGGGGUUGAUCCUCUGCGGGUCGUUGAACGUCACCAGAACUUCUGUGUCGAACUGUGGAAGACGGAACACAGCCAGGUGGAUCCUCACCAUAUUCCUCGCUUCUUCGUUAAACUUGGACACACAUUGGGUACCAGUGAGCACCCAUGCGCAGCUGCACGCCGACAGGGAGAGCUCGGGUUUGUGUAAGGGGACCACACUCGUCACCUCCUGUGCUUCAGGGUGUGAGGCGGCAUUGCUGCCCGCGAUGUCCUCAAAGUGGUACCGGGCUGCCUCCUGGUCCUCUACGUGGGCUUGGUACUCCAGCAGCUCCACGAUCAGGCUCUGGUCGGUGUGAGCGUGGACGAACACCUCCUGGUUGUCCGGAAUCUCUCGGAGCUUGCUGACGUCCGCGGCGCUUUGAGGGAUAACGGCCGAGAACGCGCCUCCGAAAAGUGGGCGAGGUUCAUUGAUGGACUGCAUGUCAAGACCACCAGAUUUAUUUCACAACUUAAUGCCCAAGAAGGUUGAAAAUGUCCUCAAGGUGAGACGAAAAGAGGCGCGCUCGAGACCUCAAAGUGGGGUGUGCAUAGCUGUUGUCUGCAUUCACUUCCUGGUCAGGUGACCAGACGCCAGCUGAGCUAGCAAGCUAUCUGUCAUGAAGCAGCGGACUAUAGGCUAACAUCCACAACCAUGAUCCUCUCAUUGACGCCUCAUCCUCCGGAUAUCGUUUGGUGAAUCCUCGCAUCGCGGUCUCCUCAAAGAACCACCACGAAACUCUUACGUUGACAUCAAAGCCAGCUUCUGUUCUCUCUGCUUUCUGGAAAGUACUUCUCACUAAAGGCCAGUUUCCAGUUGCCCUGCCAGAAUUGGACACGGGGAGAAAGCCACAGUUUCAAAACUGAACUGGAUUCAAUGAGGGAGCCCGAACGGGAGGAGCAGCCCAACGCCGAUAUGCCCCCCAAGUUUAAACGACACCUCAAUGACGACGAGGUCACAGGAUCCAUUCGCAGUGAGAGGAGGAACCUUUUGGAAGAAGACUCUGAUGAAGAGGAAGACUUUUUCCUGCGGGGGCCCACAGGACCCAGAUUUGGACCCCAGAAUGACAAACUCAAACAGGUGCAGUCACAGGUGGAUGAGGUGAUUGAUGUGAUGCAGGAGAACAUCUCCAAAGUGAUAGAGAGGGGCGAGCGUCUCGACGACCUGCAGGACAAGUCAGAAAGCCUAUCAGACAAUGCAUCGGCUUUCAGCAGCCGAGCCAAACAGCUGCACAGGAGGAUGUGGUGGAGGGACAUGAAGAUGAAGAUGAUCAUCGCUCUGGUUGUGUUGGGUCUUCUGCUCAUCAUCAUCAUUCCAGUGAUUCUGCGGUAUCGCUAGUCUAUUGAGGAGGAGGAUGACGGACGAUGCUUCUCCCUCUUCAUCUGUGGGAUCUUUGUGCAUGGUCCUCUCCAGCUUGGAUCAUGCCAACCAAACAGUCUCCAACCCACAUCAUUAUAGCAUAAUUACUACUUUUCACAGCAGCACAACAACAAAGAGUAAGGUCACACAAUAGUGAGCUGUCACUGUCCACCCUCACCAGACUCCAGUGUGUGAACCCUUUGGGUACACUACUACUGCCUCGCAGAGUAAAACUUGAAUCCUUAUCUGUGACGGCCAUCUUGUACUAUUUUAAACAGGCCUGCAGAUGCCCCUCCAACGUCUGCCCAUGAUUCCAUCACGUGCGUGCUCUCUCAAGCGGAUGCAGGGUGAGCACGUGCACGUUCUGUCGUACAAAAGCAAUGCAGCGUCUGAGAUGCAUCUUCUCACUCUUGAUCCCAAACGUCUGCCAUCGUCGUCCUUAGCCAGUUAGCAGGGCUGCAUCAAAACCAAAACCUCCAGGUUAUGAAUGUUUCCGGGCCGGCUUGGUCACCCCUUCUCCUACUUGCUGCAGAUGGUCGAGUUUGGUCCAGUAGUGCUUCUAGUUUUGUCUUAUUUCUGCUGUGAUGUAUGAAAGGUGAGGGACACGUCACCUUCUCUUCACCUUAGCAUUCCACAGGUCAUAUUGCGAGGAAUUUUCAAUUUCAAGCUGUGAAUAACUCCAGAUUGUCAUGUUAUUGUUCUUAAUUUAUUUGAAGCUGUAAAUAUUGAUUCUGUAAGAUGACACAAUACUUUGGCAUUCCAACCCUUACUUUCCCCCCCCCCCUUCCUGAAAUAAAGUGCUUUUAAAG